AUGGACAAGUUCCUUAUCCCGGCACAACCGCGAGCAACGCGUUCAAGUGCAGUCAAUGCCUCGCGGAAGAUUUCGUCUCAGUUGGAGCCUGAUGACGAACCUGUCCCUAUAAUCAAAAGGCGUUCAGCUAAGCGACCUUCUGUGCGAGUUGACGAAGAUUUUGACGCGUCUGAUGGAGUCGCAUCUGGAGGAGACGCGACACCUGAAAAAGAUGUUAAACAACGUGCACCAAAACGACGGAAAACACAACCAUCAAGAAGCAAAAGUGAAAAUGCUAAAAUCCAUGAGAGCCUGUUCUCCUCUGAGGGUGAGACGAGUCAAACACCGUGCAUCCCUCCAUCCAGGCAACAUCAGCUCUUAUAUCACCGACCUCUAUUGCUUAAGGAAUCCACUUCUCGACAGGCACUACUCAGCUGGUUUGACAGUGUAAGCACAAAACGUUCAAUGCCGUGGCGAAAGGCUUGGAUAAACCCGAAGGACCACGAUCAAGAUGAACUUCGCAAUCUUCUGGAGCGACGUGCGUAUGAGGUCUGGAUCAGCGAGAUUAUGUUGCAGCAGACACGGGUUGCCGUGGUCAUCGACUACUGGAACAGGUGGAUGGAGAAAUGGCCAACGAUCCAUGAUCUUGCAGCUGCAAGCGCCGACGACGUCCUCAGUGCUUGGCGUGGCUUGGGCUACUAUAGCAGAGCGACGAGAAUCCACGAGGCAGCGAAACUGGUGGUGAACGACCCAACUAUGAAAGGCUCACUACCUUCAUGCACGCAAGAUCUUGAAGCCAAGGUUCCUGGUGUUGGGAGAUACACUGCUGGCGCUAUUUCAGCCAUUGUCUUUGGACGAGCUGCACCUAUGGUGGAUGGAAACGUCUUGCGUGUGUUGAGCCGACAGCUUGGGCUGUUUGGCAACGCGAAGACAAACAAGGUUGUGAUCGAUACCUUAUGGGCUGCUGCAGACGCUCUUGUCAAGGCUAUUGCUCGCGAUGGGACUGAGGUUCAGAACGACGAGAACGUUGAGACAAGUGAUCGGCCUGGUAGAUGGGGCCAAGCACUAAUGGAACUCGGAAGUACUAUUUGUGUACCCAAGCCAAACUGCUCCGAGUGUCCUGUUACAUCAACUUGUCGUGCAUACGCCGAGGGAAAGACACUGGUUUCAAACAAAGACCGUGGUACAAAGAUCGCAGAUAUCGAAGACAUGUGUGACCUCUGCGAACCUUUCGAAGAAGCGACAAGCUCAGAUGACACAGACGUCAAAGUCGAAGUAACUAAGACUGCCAAAAAGACCAAGGCCAAUGAAGGGAAAUCCAAGCAGAUGACACUAUCGGCUUUUGCCUUCAAGGGCCCAAAUGAAGACAAGCCAUCGACGACCAAGGCGGCGGUAUCUACAAGUCCACGCGACAUGGAAACCAUUGUCGAUCACGCCCGCAAAUUUCCGCUUAAAGUAAUCAAAAAGGCGGUUAGGGAGGAGGAAACACUGGUCUGUGUGAUCCGUCGUGGAGACGGUCAAUACCUCAUUCAGAAGCGUCCAGAGAAGGGACUUCUAGCCGGCUUGUGGGAAUUCCCCAGCUACAUGCUGCAAGAUCUGAAAGAGGGCAACACGCCAGCAAAGCGACGAUCAAAGGCAUUGGCGUAUGUUUCCAAGCUGGCUGGCGAGCAUGGAGGGAAAGCGUCGAAACCCAAGUACGUGGAAGAGCUGGGCAGCGUACCUUGGCUCUUCUCCCACAUCAAGCUCACAAUGCAUGUUCACUUCUUCACACUCGAGGAUGGCAAUUUGACGGAUACUAAAUCACUUGAGUCGAGUCGGCUAAGAUGGGCGACGAGUGAGGCUGUUGAUGAAGAGUCCAUGGGAACUGGCAUGCGCAAGUGCUGGACACUUGCUAAAGACCAGGAAUAA
Fusarium sp. VM40 is the source of this 1887-nucleotide messenger RNA. NCBI's taxonomy places the organism in Eukaryota, Fungi, Ascomycota, Sordariomycetes, Hypocreales, Nectriaceae. The record is from the annotation of a GenBank genome assembly.